Molecule: messenger RNA, 857 nt
Organism: Xylaria bambusicola
Lineage: Eukaryota; Fungi; Ascomycota; Sordariomycetes; Xylariales; Xylariaceae
Exons: 2
Coding region: 209-730 (173 amino acids)
Source: RefSeq, a predicted model, not a curated record
GAGGGGUCGAGGACAGCUGGCUUGUGUUUUGAGACGGAAUGAAGUGUAUCACCUACAUACCUGUCUAGUGUCUGUUCAUGUAUAUAUCUAAGGGGACCACGUCGUUGUUGUGAUCGAUCUUCUCUCUCGUCUCAUUCAUUCUCAACAGACAUUACACAUAUCUCCCUAUACAUUCCACACAAGAUCUCAUUCUCUCACAGCCGCAACCAUGACUUCCCUCUACGAGCUCACUAUUCCCUUCCUCAUCAAGGCCUUGAAGUCGGAGCAGGGCCUCCUCGCCAAGACCGAGGGUGUCCCUACCAGCACUACGUUCGUUGAGGGGCCUGAGCAGAAGAUGUGGGAUCUGGGCCAGCAAAUCGGCAUCAGCAGCAUCCACGCUAGAAAGAUUGUUCAUGAGCUCACUGGCAAGCCUUUCGCCUUUUUCAAAAAUGAGGAGGGAUUUUCCGUUGACGAGCUCAAGAAGCAACUCGACGAGACCAUUGCUCUCCUCGAGUCUGUCAAGCCCGAGGAAGUCGACGGCAAGGAGAGCCAGAUUGUCCAAGCCAUGUUGGGCCAGAUGCCCGACGGCACCCCUAUCACGAAACCCAUGAAGGCUAUCAACUACGUCGAAGGCUACCUCAAGCCCAACGUCUACUUCCACCUGACCACCCUCUACGACUUACUGCGGUGGAAGGGUGUACCCCUCGGCAAGGGUGACUACCUCAGUGCCUUCCUCGUCAUCGAACAAUAAGCGAUCGGGAAGUUCUCCAAAGGCACGAAAAAAACAAAUAAAUAUGUAAAAUGAUUGGCGCACGUCACGGGUGGACUAUAGGAAUUGCAUAGACUCAAUAGAUGAUUGCACCGCACUGAGCUGAUUC